Molecule: messenger RNA, 1986 nt
Organism: Phaeodactylum tricornutum CCAP 1055/1
Lineage: Eukaryota; Bacillariophyta; Bacillariophyceae; Surirellales; Neidiaceae
Exons: 1
Coding region: 1-1665 (554 amino acids)
Biological process (GO): lipid biosynthetic process
Molecular function (GO): alkylglycerone-phosphate synthase activity; FAD binding
Source: RefSeq, a predicted model, not a curated record
AUGAAAGGCAACCGGUAUUCUUUAUCCGGUAAACGUCUCGAUGGCCUUCUCCCUUUUAUCGAAAGCGAAAUGAUGGUGAAGGUAGAUAUUUCAAAGGAGGCAUUUUUAGAUCGCUGUGACUUCAGCGAAGCAAGCUCCCAACCUAUCGAUGUAGACUUGUUGGGAAAAGCAAGUUCUUUUGUUUCCAUCUCCGUUGCUGAAAGAAUUCGUCAUGGAACAGGGCACUGUCAAGAAGACAUAUACGCUAUUCGUUCUGGCGAAGCCCUUCGGAUCCCUGAUGCCGUUGCGUGGCCCAUCAAUGAAGAUCACCUUUGUGAAAUUGUAUCGCUGGCAAAGGCUCACCUUUGGUGUGUUAUACCUUUUGGGGGAGGAACAAACGUAUCUCAAGCUACUCGUUGUCCUCCUAUACAGGUCGAACCGCGCCCCAUUAUUUCAGUUGAUAUGACCCAGAUGAAUCGAAUCUUGUGGGUGAGCGAAGAGAAUGGACUAGCCCAUGUAGAAGCUGGGAUCACUGGCCGAGCUCUAGUUGAAGAAAUGAAUCGACGGGGAUUUACGAUUGGGCACGAACCAGAUAGCUAUGAAUUUAGUACGCUCGGUGGUUGGAUAGCAACGAAAGCCAGCGGAAUGAAAAGGAAUAAGUAUGGCAACAUAGAGGAUAUAGUCAGGGGAGUUCGAGUUGUUGGCGCGAACGGGGUCUUAGCUCAUGGAUACAAAGGAGCAAACGGAUGCGGCCGCGAAGCAGGCAGCUUUGACAUAACUUCAUUGAUCAUUGGAUCAGAAGGUUGUCUAGGUGUCAUUGGGAGCGCAGUCAUUCGUAUUUGGCGACUACCCAAGAAAAAGGACUUUGGAAGUGUUCUCUUCCCCGACUUUGAGCACGGCAUUCGUUUCACGAAAAACGUCUCAGAGCUUGGUCGAAUGAUACCUGCAAGUUGCCGCUUGCUGGACAAUGAGCAUUUUCGCUUGGGACACGCCCUUAGACCAGAGUCAGAAUCGAUUAUUGACACAGCCAAGCGAGCAAUAACUUCUUUCAUCGCAAGUAUUUCGUUUUCCUUGGACCCUAAAAAGGUUGUCUGUGCCACAAUUUUAUAUGAAGGAUCGUCAGAAGAAGUGAACAAUCAGAAAAAAGCCAUCGGAAGACUGUCUCGCAUGCAUGGAGGAGUUCAGGUCGGAGCAAGUAUUGGUCGAGCAGGGUAUGAAUUGACUUUCAUGAUCGCCUAUCUUAGGGACUUCGCUAUGUCAUAUCAUUUCCUUGGAGAGUCCUUUGAGACUUUUGUUCCUUGGUCGGGACUGUUGGCUCUUAUUACCGCCACGAAAGAGCGUAUUUUGAAGGAACACAAGGCUCGUGAUCUCCCUGGGAAGCCAUUCGUUGGUUGCAGAGUGACCCAACUAUAUCACGAAGGAGUAUGUUUGUACUUUUACUUUUGCAUGAGCUUCAAAAAUGUUGCCAGUGCAAGCGCUGUCUUUACCGAGAUUGAGCAUGCCGCUCGUGAAGAAAUCUUGGAGCACGGAGGAUUGCUCAGCCAUCAUCACGGAGUUGGAAAGGUUCGGUCAUCGUUCCUUCAAGCCAUCAACUCACCCGCCCUACAGGAAGCCGCGCUCUUGACUAAACACGCGUUUGACCCAGAGAAUAUAUUUGCUGCCCGCAAUGGUGCAUAUGCCUCUUAGGUCUGAACGUUUCAGCAAGGAUAUCCAGAAUUACCGAAUCUUGAAACAUAAACAGAAGAUUUAAAAUAUUAUCCCUUGAGGAUUAUACAAAGAUUGAACGUCGAAAAGAAACGCAUUAAUGCACUCGAGAUCUGAACAGAUGCUUGCGAGAGUGGUGCUUUCGAUUCUCGCUACUCUCAUCCGAUGACAAAUCGUCGUUGUAAUCCCUUCGUGUCGGAUUCACUUCGUUAAUUACCAUCGAACUUUCUCCUGUCUCCUUUGUUUGCAAGACUUGCUGCUGUUUGUGGACAUCUUCCAUGGGAUGGACUGUUCGUUUGUAAG